Molecule: messenger RNA, 1034 nt
Organism: Equus quagga
Lineage: Eukaryota; Metazoa; Chordata; Mammalia; Perissodactyla; Equidae
Gene: BCAS4
Product: breast carcinoma amplified sequence 4
Exons: 5
Coding region: 1-609 (202 amino acids)
Cellular component (GO): BLOC-1 complex
Source: RefSeq, a predicted model, not a curated record
AUGCAGCCGGCUGGGGGCGGGGCUCCGAGGCCGGGGCGCGGCGACAGGCUCGCGGGCAGCCUCCGACAGCUGGACCCCGCUGCGCUCCUGAUGCUGCUCGUGGACGCCGACGGGCCGGAGCCCGUGCGCAGCGGGGCGCGGGAGCUCGCGCUCUUCCUGACCCCCGAGCCCGGGGCCGAGGCGAAGGAGGUGGAGGAGACCAUCGAGGGCAUGCUGCUCAGGCUGGAGGAGUUCUGCAGCCUCGCGGACAUGAUCAGGAGCGACACUUCCCAGAUCUUGGAGGAAAGCAUCCCACUCCUUAAGGCCAAGGUGACGGAAAUGCGUGGCGUCUACGCCAAGGUGGACCAGCUGGAGGCCUUCGUCAGGAUGGUCGCGCACCACGUCUCCUUUCUGGAAGCCCACGUGCUGCAGGCGGAGCGAGACCACGGGCCCUUCUCCCAGACCCUGCGCAGGUGGCUUGGCUCCACCGGGCUCCCCUCCUUCAGGAACAAGCCGUCUGCACCAGUGCCGGCGUUCGAGCUGCCUGCGUUGUACAGGACUGAGGACUAUUUUCCGGUGGACGCUGGGGAGGCCGCGCUGCAGGCCCCCCGCUGCCCUCGGCGUCUGUGAGCUCUGCGGUCCCGCCCUGAGGGACGUCGGGACGUGAGACUGUGUACGGAGCAGCUGGGCUUUUUUCUUUCGUUGUUGUUGUUGAUUUGUUUUCUGAAUCUCCUCCCUUGCUUCACGCGAGACCACAGGGUUUGGAGAAGCAGCUGGAACCGCGUGUGGCCACGCCUCAGGCGGGAGCAGGAGAAGUCCCUGCCAGCAUUGGGGCCGCCUGGCACUCCAGGAUGAGGCGCUCGGGUCGGACACGCCGCAGCUGACGGACGGAUGGCCAGGACCUCCUCUCUGUGAGGGGCUUUGCACGGAAUCCUGGGGGGCUUGCUAGGUGCCACCGGGCUGCGUAGCUCCAGGUCCGUCCGUGUUGGUUGGUCUGUCUGCAAACCCCAGUGCCCACGGGCCUGUGAAUCAUCUCAAUAAAGGUGUCAAGUUCA